This is a messenger RNA of Theileria equi strain WA, 1710 nucleotides long. RefSeq lists its product as hypothetical. The record is from RefSeq and is a predicted model, not a curated record. Bases 1 to 1710 code for a protein of 569 amino acids. The transcript is spliced from 11 exons. Lineage: Eukaryota; Apicomplexa; Aconoidasida; Piroplasmida; Theileriidae. Gene Ontology annotation, cellular component: endomembrane system; membrane.
AUGACUACUGAACCUGCGCCAGCUCAGCAGACGCCUACCAGACAGCAAGGAAAUUGGUUUGUUCGACUGCUUUUCCAAUUAGUCCUUUUCCGGUUGAUUUAUUCAUACUUUAGCGGUCCAGGAACAACUGUAGAUCCAUACACCGGACUUCCACCGGAUAUUUAUGCCUGCGUAACAAAUGAUAACAAACUCGAUUUUGAGAAUCUUGAAAAUUCUGGGAAGAUUGUAUUUUCAAGAGAAAAUCAAUUGUAUACACAUAAGAGGAAUAACCCGUUUGAUCAGUCGAAAGUAACAUAUAAAGCACACAGUAAAUUUUAUAAUGAUCAAGAUGAACCUCUUUACAUCUUUGUCUUCUUAAUCCCUCAUAAAGCAUAUGAAAUCAAAGUGGUACCAUUUUACAAAAGUACUUUCAAGGAUGGUUUUGAGGGCCAUUAUAUUGUUAAGACCCUUCCUCUCACGAAGAUGAAACAUAUAACUAGUAGCGGAAUAAGUCUUAUGGGAAAUGAGGAUGAGGAUGGAGAGAUAAUUAAGGAAGAAGUUAAGCAUUGGAUUCCUCGUUUGGAUAUUAAUCUGGUUUAUGAUUUGUCGGAUCAGGUAUAUUCAGGAAGUAACCCCUAUUUUGACGAUUACACAAAACAUUUUGACCAAGGGGUAUUUGAUCCUUUGUUAAAUUUGUCUCAGUUUUGGGUUUUAAACGAACAUUAUGUUCACAUAGAAUCGGAUAAUGAACUCGAUCUUACCAUAAAUUAUUCGACGUGUAGUCCAAUGUAUUAUUUGCUAACAAAUCAUAUGAAAAAUACUGGUGAGACAAAAAACCGUUUUGGUAGACAAUCAAAUAAAGAGUUUGAUAUGCUUAAACGUACAUUAAUGACAACAAACAUCUACAUGUUAAUCUUUUCUGCGUGCUUCAUUUUGUUGCACACACUUUUUUCCGCAUUCGCACUAAAGAAUGAUAUUCAAUUCUGGAAAAACAAUGAUUCUAUGGAGGGCCUUUCAGCUUUAUCUAUAAUCAUAAAUUUUAUUUGUGACAUUAUAAUUGGCUUGUACAUUUUCGAUAGUGAGGAGAAGUCGUGGUUGCUUCUGUUUGAAAUUGCACUUGGUGUUUGUGCAUCUGGAUGGAAAGUAACAAAGGCUGUGAAAAUCCAUACGAGUCUAUCUUAUCCAUUCAUAAGAUUUGAGAGUUCCAAGAAUUAUGUCGAAUCUAAAACAAAGGAAUAUGAUGAAAUAGCCAUAAAAUACAUGUCGAUAGCAAUGACUCCCUGCAUUGUUGGAUAUGCUAUUUAUUCUUUGUAUUAUCUAAAACACAAGUCAUGGUACUCUUACAUAAUCUCUGUGGCUGCUGGAUCAGUCUAUACUUUUGGAUUUAUCAUGAUGACUCCACAGCUAUAUAUCAACUACAAAUUGCAAUCCGUAGAGCACUUGCCAUGGAGAGCUUUAAUAUACAAGGCACUAAACACUUUUGUGGAUGAUGUAGCAUCGUUUCUAAUAGAAAUGCCGUGGUUACACAGGCUCUCAUGUUUUAGAGAUGAUAUAAUCUUCUUUUGUUACAUUUACCAACGAUGGAAGUACAGAGUCGAUCCAUCAAGAAAUGAUUGGGAACCUAAAAAAGACGGAGAAGCUCCAGCUUUACAAAAUCUUGAAGAGGUUGCACCCUCAACCAAUAUUACAGAUGAUUCGGAUUCUAAAGAUACUGCAACUAGGAGAAAAUAA